Molecule: messenger RNA, 1491 nt
Organism: Rotaria sp. Silwood2
Lineage: Eukaryota; Metazoa; Rotifera; Eurotatoria; Philodinida; Philodinidae
Source: the annotation of a GenBank genome assembly
AUGCCUGAUCGUCGUUCAGGUCUUGUCAUGGAAAGUACCGAAUGUUAUAUAAAUGAUUUUGAUUCAAAUUAUCGAAAAUUAAUUUCAAAAAACAAUUAUUGUAAUGAUUGUCCUGGUUUACUUAUUUUUCAUACGAAUUCAUCAGAAAUUUUCUUAUUUCCAGAAUAUCUUGAACGUAUUUUAGAAGGACGAACACAAAUACAACGAAAAAAUGUCGUGAUAUUAACAACUUCACUUAUUGGAGCAUAUGAUUUAGAUUUUACCUUUUUUUCACGUUAUUAUUCUGCUCGUCCAUUGGAUGAAGUUCCUUCACUUUAUGUUGAUUUACAAUUACCAGUAUACGAUCUGAAACAAGUAACACAACCGAGUUUACGUCUUCGUAUACCCAAUUAUUAUGAUGAUAAAGAAGGAUUAUCAAAAAUCAGCAGACAAGAAUUAAUUAAUCCAUUAAUUAAUGAUGAACAAACUAUGUCAUCUAAUGCUCAUCAAUUACCUUAUAUUUAUCAUUUCGAUAUGGAAAAGCAUCGUCAUCCACCAAGUCAAUGUACUUUAUAUGAUGUUCAAGUUUCAUCGUCUUCUCUCAUUUGGAAAAUGUUAGAUUCUGCAGUAGCAACAUGUCAUACAUUUAUGCCUUAUUUUGGACAAAAUAAAUGUUUUGCAACAGGUUUUACACGUCUAUUUUGUCCAAUUGAACGAAGUAUAUCAUUAGAUGAUCGUCUACAAUUAUCACCAUAUUUUAAGACAACUAAUUAUGUCGAACGUUUAACUAUAGCUGUAACUGGUGGUCGUCAUGUUCAAAUGUUCUUAAGUAAUGAUCAAAUGACACCAGCUCAACAAGUUAAAAUUCUUCUUCUACAAGGUCAUUUAGUAGUAACUGAUAUUAAUACUAAUUUACCUAUUCGAGUUGAAUAUGGUUGGAAUUGUGAUGAUUUUAGUCUUGUUACUUCAAUUGGCUUUAGUGCAACUCGAUAUCGUCGUUUUGAUGGUGAAAAUUUAGCUAUUUAUGAAAGAAAUAGUAUUGUUCCUCUACCACGUUGCUUUCGAGUAGUAUCUAAUUUAGUUAAAAUACCAUCAUCAUCAAUUAUGAUAAGUACUCUUAAUUCUUCAAUUAUUGAUUUGAAAUCAAAUGAAAAACAAAUAAUAAAUUUAAAUCUAUCAGAAAUAAAUAUUAUAAAUAACUUAAAUUUAACAAAUACAACAAUCAAUAAUCAACAAAACAUUUUAUCAAACUAUUUGAAUAGUUUAUCUAAUUAUGAUAAAUUGGCUUAUGGUGCAAUUGUUUUAUUAGUUUUAGUUGCUCUUAUUCCUUUAUGUCUUUUUGUUUUCUAUUGUUUAUAUUGCAGUCAACAUCGCAAAUCAAAAUGGACAUUGGAACAUGACGGUCAUACUAAUCCAGCUUAUAAUAGUUCUAAAGAUGAUCCAAACGAUACUUCAGUUUGUUCUUAUGUCAAUAAAUCAACUCAAACAACAGACGAUCCUAUUCGAAUUUAA